UCCAACCUCCUGCCAUGCCAGUCUCCGGCCCUGGUGCGAGUCUGAGGCGAACGUGAAAUGGCCCUGCGGCCUUCUAUUCUGACCGCCGGCCGCCGCCUCAACACCGCGGCCGUCGCGGCGGCCGUCCGUCGCGGGGACCUCGCCGGCGCCGAGGAGGCCUUUGCGUCGACGCGGGUCAAGACCACGGCCACCUACAACUGCCUCCUCGCGGGGUACGCCAGGGCGCCUGGGGCCGGCCGCUUCGCCGACGCACGCCACCUGUUCGACCGAAUUCCGCACCCGGACGCUGUGUCCUACAACACGCUCCUAUCCUGCCACUUCGCCAACGGCGACGUAGACGGCGCGCGGAGGCUCUUCUCCGAGAUGCCGAUCCGGGACGUCACGUCCUGGAACACCAUGGUGUCCGGGCUGUCCAAGAACGGUGCUCUGGAGGAGGCCAAAGCCGUGUUCCAGGGCAUGCCGGUGAGGAAUGCUGUUUCCUGGAAUGCGAUGGUUGCCGGACUUGCGUGUUCUGGGGACAUGGCCGCGGCGGAGGAGUGGUUCAGGCAUGCGCCGGUGAAGGAGGAUGCCGUUCUCUGGACCGCCAUGGUGUCCGGGUACAUGGAUGAAGGCAAUGUGCAGAAGGCCAUGGAGUUCUUCGAGGCAAUGCCAGUGAGGAACUUGGUUUCAUGGAACGCCAUGGUCUCUGGAUAUGUGAAGAAUUCACGUGCCAGUGAUGCUCUGAGGGUGUUCAAGGCCAUGGUUGACAAUGCCACUGUGCAGCCAAACGCUUCAACGGUAAGUAGUGUGCUUCUUGGGUGUAGUAACCUGUCAGCAGUUGAAUUUGGGAGGCAGAUACACCAGUGGUGUAUGAAGUUGCCACUAAGUAGGAGUGCGACUGUGGGCACGUCACUUGUCAGCAUGUACUGCAAAUGCGGCAACUUGGACGACGCUUGCAAGCUGUUUGAUGAUAUGCACACAAGGGAUGUGGUUGCAUGGAAUGCCAUGAUUUCUGGUUAUGCUCAGCAUGGGUAUGGAGGGAAAGCUAUUAAGUUGUUUGGAAAAAUGAAGGAUGAAGGAGUGCGGCCAGACUGGAUUACUUUUGUGGCUGUAUUGACAGCUUGUAUCCACACCGGAUUGUGUGAUUUUGGAAUGCAGUGCUUUGAAACAAUGGAGGAAGUAUAUGGAAUUGAACCACGGGUUGAUCAUUACUCAUGUAUGGUGGAUCUUCUCUGCCGAGCUGGUCUCCUUGAGAGAGCUGUCAGCAUGAUCCGCUCAAUGCCCUUUGAACCGCAUCGUUCUGCCUAUGGCACCCUGUUGACAGCUUGUAGAGUUUAUAAGAAUUUGGAAUUUGCCGAGUUUGCUGCUGGAAAGCUGAUUGAACAGGAUCCGCAGAAUGCAGGCGCCUAUGUACAAUUGGCAAAUAUUUAUGCUAUAGCAAAUAGGUGGGGUGAUGUCUCAAGAGUUAGGAGAUGGAUGAAAGAUAAUGCGGUUGUGAAAACACCUGGGUAUAGCUGGAUCGAGAUAAAGGGCGUGAGGCAUGAGUUCAGAUCGAAUGACAGAUUGCAUCCUCAGCUUGAUUUGAUUCAUGACAAGUUGGACCGGUUAGAGGAGCUGAUGAAGGCAAUGGGCUACAUUCCGGAUCUUGAUUUCACACUGCAUGAUGUUGAGGAGAGUCUGAAGGCACAAAUGCUGAUGAGGCACAGCGAGAAGCUCGCUAUUGCUUUUGGCCUGAUUAGCAGCCCCCCUGGGAUGAGCUUGAGGAUCUUCAAGAACCUCAGGGUCUGUGGAGAUUGUCAUAAUGCAGCGAAGCUUAUCUCCAGAAUCGAGGCCCGAGAAAUCAUCCUUAGGGAUACUACACGUUUCCACCAUUUUAGAGGUGGUAGCUGCUCUUGCGGAGAUUAUUGGUGAAACAAGUGUAACCAUCGUGGCCGCCAUUUUCAAUAACAAUGUCAGACAUACACUGGUGUCACCAUAGGGCUUGCGACAAUAUCUGAUCCUUUGAACAAGAAAAAAAUAUAUGGAGCGUCAGCGGUCAGCAUGUGAGGUCUGAGCAGUUCACCCUGGUGUUUUUCUUGGUGCUUUUCCUUUGGAGGAGAACUGUGCCCUCCAGGCCGUGAGAUUCAUCAGAACACCUUACCACUGACCGUUGGAGCAUGUUGAAAGAUCAGGGAUAAGAUAUACUGAAAGCCUGAAACAUCUUGGUACUGCGGAGUGGAUGGCCCAGUCCCAGCACUAUCAGCAGUAUUGCAAUUGUGGAUCCUCACAUUUAGUAUGCACCCUGUGUUGUCACCUGCUGAUACUGAACAGAUAUUUGAUGAGCUGUCUUCUCUGCAUUUUUCAACUUGCCAGUACCAAAAUGCCUCAAGCGGUCAAUGCCCAAAUUGUGCCUGGUGAGGCAGGCAGCACCGAGGCCCCCCUCCCAUCUUGCUGCACGAUUUUCAAGCACCAUCGAUGGUGGGAAAGUUGCCUGCCCGGGCCGGUGCAGGUGGAAAAUCCACAAUCCCCUCCCGCUCCCUCCUCCUGUGUUCCCCUCCCACAC
Panicum hallii is the source of this 2521-nucleotide messenger RNA. RefSeq names its product pentatricopeptide repeat-containing protein At4g16835, mitochondrial. The record is from RefSeq and is a predicted model, not a curated record. Bases 58 to 1890 code for a protein of 610 amino acids. Gene Ontology annotation, biological process: RNA modification. Lineage: Eukaryota; Viridiplantae; Streptophyta; Magnoliopsida; Poales; Poaceae. Gene Ontology annotation, molecular function: protein binding; zinc ion binding; RNA binding. The transcript has a single exon.